GUUUGAACACGUCUUCGUUCGCACCUUCACUACUUUGCUGCACAAUGUUCGGUCGUGUUUCUCUUGCGCUCAUUUUAAUUUCUAUAGCUGCAAUUUUCUGUGCGCAGUCUGCGGAUGCUGCCAAGGGCCCCAGAAUCACCCACAAAGUCUACUUCGAUAUUAGGCAUGGCGACAAGGACCUAGGCCGAGUUGUCAUUGGUCUUUAUGGUGGGACCGUUCCCAAGACAGUUGAGAACUUCCGCGCACUUGCAACUGGUGUCGGCAAGGAUGGUAAUGAGCUUGGCUACGGAUACAAGGGCUCCAAGUUCCACCGCGUUAUCAAGAACUUCAUGAUCCAAGGCGGUGACUUCACUCGUGGUGAUGGCACCGGUGGAAAGUCCAUUUACGGCGACCGCUUCAAGGAUGAGAACUUCAAGCUCAAGCACACCGGACCCGGCACUCUUUCCAUGGCUAAUGCAGGCAAGGACACCAACGGAUCUCAAUUCUUCAUUUGCACUAUUGUCACCAGCUGGUUGGACGGUAAACACGUUGUCUUCGGAAAAGUCCUGGAAGGAAUGGACAUUGUAUAUUCUAUCGAGGACGUUCCUAAGGGCAGCAACGAUCGUCCAUUGGAGGACGUCACCAUCUUCGACUCUGGAGAGCUGCCAGUUGAGCCGGUUGUGGAUGAGGGAGGAAAAGAGGACAUCGCCACCGUACCCGUAAAUUCUGUAACUUCGCCAGCCGAUGCUGAAUUGUCCGACUCUAACGAGGAGACGAGCACUGCGAAGUCAGCUCCCUCUUCAGUUGUGGAUGCCACCCCUGAGGUUGUGGAGGGUGCUUCUGGGUCGUCGGAGGGUCUGAGAUAUGCAGCCAUCUUAUUUGUGGUGGUCGUAGUUGGAGUGGGGAUGUUUGUCUGGCGUGGUGCCGGACUCCGUCGUUUCAAAGGCCUUUUGCAACGUGCAGAUCGCGCGCAUUACAAACGCGUCGGGGAUGAGGAUUUGGAGAAGUAAGUGCAAUGGAGAUUGAGGUUUCGAGCCGGUGGAGCAUACCAAGUCAUGAAACUUGUGCAAUGUACCAUAGAUAUAUCUUGCUUGGCUAACAUAACUAGUAUGUCGUUCGUUCAAGAGUCCAUUAUAGGGGUAAAGCGGGUGUUCCUUCAAGUUUUUUACCAGGCUACCCUAUUUAACAUAGUGAAUACCAUGUACACUGAUUAUUUUGCACAACUUGAAGUAUACUGUCAAUUCUAUGUGUGUUUCCGUGUGUUCA
Suillus subalutaceus is the source of this 1245-nucleotide messenger RNA. RefSeq names its product peptidylprolyl isomerase B. Gene Ontology annotation, cellular component: fungal-type vacuole; endoplasmic reticulum. The transcript is spliced from 13 exons. The coding region runs from base 45 to 989 and encodes 314 amino acids. Gene Ontology annotation, biological process: protein peptidyl-prolyl isomerization; protein folding. Lineage: Eukaryota; Fungi; Basidiomycota; Agaricomycetes; Boletales; Suillaceae. The record is from RefSeq and is a predicted model, not a curated record. Gene Ontology annotation, molecular function: peptidyl-prolyl cis-trans isomerase activity.